AUGGCGAUUUUUCCCGGAAAUUUCAUCUGCAAAACUGCAAUAUAUUACCGAGUAUUUCUGAUUCCUUGGGUCAAAAGAAACAGCAGCUUAAACUGUUCAAAUGGCAGAGACUACAAUGCUUCAGUUCCGGUGAGGUACAUUCCCAAGAAAUCUUCAAAAUGCGAAGAUUCCAAUGCUACUUCUUUGCCGGUGAAGCAUUUGGAGCACAGAGAAAAGCUUGAUAGAGGUUCAGAGCUGAAUGUGCAGAGAGUUGAGUUUUCCAACAAUUUGCACCGGAACUUUGUUUUGAAUCCUAAGGCUCUGGGUCAUGACCGGAGGCCUAUUGGAAACAUGCAUUAUGGUGUUGAACUCGAGGAUGAAGAAGAAAUUGAGGGCAAUUUUGGAGAUUUGGACUGUGAAUUGAUGGAAGAACCUCUGGAGGUUGCUGAGGAACGCAAAGUUAUUCAUGGGAAGGAUCCUGGCAAAAAAAUUAAUGAGAUUCAAGCUGGUAAAAGUAAACAAGAAGUGGAAAAGUUGGCAAUUGAAUUACUUGCAACGAGAGCAUUUACAGCUAUGGAGAUGAAGAAAAAACUCAUAGGAAAGAGACUUCCAGUUGAUAGUGUUGAUUCAGUUGUUACAGACUUCCAGAGCAGGGGUCUGUUAGAUGACUGUUUAUAUGCGGAAACAUUUUCUCGAUCCAGAUGGUCUUCCUCUACCUGGGGUCCUCGACGAAUUAAGCAAGCCUUACUGAAGAAGGGAGUAAAUGAAAUAGUCGCACAGAAGGCAAUAAAACUAGUUUUCGAGGGUGGUGAAUCUGGUCGAGAUCAAGAUUCAAGAAUUGGUAUGUCUCAGGCAUCUAUCGAUCGGCUAUUUGAUCAGGCCUCAAAGCAAUGGUUACGAAGUCGUGAUGUGCCUCUAGAGACUCGAAAAUCAAGAAUUGUUCGAUGGCUUCAAUAUCGGGGAUUCAGUUGGAAUGUUGUUGCUUUUGUACUAAAGAAGUUAGAGUCUGAGUACCCUUCCUGA
This is a messenger RNA of Fraxinus pennsylvanica, 1002 nucleotides long. NCBI's taxonomy places the organism in Eukaryota, Viridiplantae, Streptophyta, Magnoliopsida, Lamiales, Oleaceae. The record is from the annotation of a GenBank genome assembly.